Messenger RNA from Oreochromis niloticus (Nile tilapia), 1211 nucleotides. RefSeq names its product coagulation factor XIII A chain. The transcript has 8 exons. Gene Ontology annotation, biological process: peptide cross-linking; blood coagulation, fibrin clot formation. NCBI's taxonomy places the organism in Eukaryota, Metazoa, Chordata, Actinopteri, Cichliformes, Cichlidae. The record is from RefSeq and is a predicted model, not a curated record. Gene Ontology annotation, molecular function: protein-glutamine gamma-glutamyltransferase activity. Bases 158 to 1192 code for a protein of 344 amino acids.
UCUGGGCAUCCCGUCCUGGGUCGUCACCAACUACUACUCAGCUCACGACAAUGAUGGAAACUUGUAGACUGACAUAAUCGUGGAUGAAAACGGCAGGAUCGAUCGAAACAGAACCAGGGACUCUAUCUGGAACUAUCACUGCUGGAACGAGUGCUACAUGUCCAGACCUGACCUCCCUCCUGGCUUUGGGGGCUGGCAGGUUGUGGAUGCAACACCACAGGAGACCAGUGAUGGCAUGUACAGAUGUGGACCUGCGUCAGUCCAGGCCAUCAAGCACGGACAGAUUUGCUUCCCAUUUGACGCUGCGUUCGUGUUUGCCGAGAUUAACAGUGAUGUGGUGUUUCAUUCCCGGAGGAAAGAUGGAACCAUGGAGCCAGUCAGAGUGAACCGAACUCACGUAGGCCGCCUGGUUCUGACCAAAUCUCCGGGAGAUGUGACUCGCCGCGACAUCACGGAUCAAUACAAAUUCGCUGAAGGCAGCACAGAGGAGCGGACAGUCCUGGAAAAAGCAGAGGAGUACGGCUGCAAACGAGAGAAGUCCAGCCCUCCCGCGGCUGAUGUGGACGUGGUCCUGCCCAAUCUGGAGAUCAGCGUGGGUGACAACUUUGAGCUGAACGUGGAGUUCAUAAACAAGAGCGAUGAGCGCCGCACUGUGGACGCCUACAUCAGCGGGAGUGUGGUGUAUUAUACUGGAGUCGCCAGCACCGAGUUCCUGUUCCUGACCCCCAGGGUGGCGAUUGACCCGAAAACAAAUAAGAAGGAGGUGGCGAGUGUGGAGUCGAAGAACUACAUGAAGCGUCUGGUGGAACAAGCUAAUCUCCACUUCAUUGUUACGGGGAAGAUCAGAGAGACCGGUCAAAUCAUCACCGCAAUGAAAGUCGUCACCCUGCGCAACCCCAAACUCAUCGUAGAGGUGUCUGGUAAAGGCAAAGUGAGUGAAGAGAUGAUAGCAAAUGUGGAGUUCACAAACCCCUUCAGCUUCAACCUGGAGAACGUCUACAUUCGCAUGGAAGGACCUGGGAUGAUGGAGCCAAAGUCCAGGUAUUACAGGCUGAUCACAGGAGGCUCUUCUCUGACCUGGACCGAGUAUUUCACUCCACAGAGGGCAGGGACAAGCAGGGUGAUCGCCACUCUGGACUGUCCUGCUCUCCGGCAGGUCCAAGGCCAGGCGUCUGUCACUAUCAACCCCUGAGAAUUGCUACGUUCACAAA